GUCGCAUCAAAAGUUUCGGUUAUUCAAUUUUUGUUUGUUUCUUUGUUUGGUGAAUCAUUCCAACAACCAAACCAACCAAACAUAGUACAAGACACAGAACACUGAAACAUCAUAAACAUCUUCAUAAAAAAAAAAACCAUAUUUUAAGAUUACCGCAUUUUCCAAUUUUCCUGGAAAGUCAAUACCAAAACAAAUCUGGGCGGAGAAAUAGAUGCAAAGUGAAUCAAUUGAUUAUCAUGCAUACUUUUCUUCCUCUUUCCACUUUCAUAUUUAAACCCUCUUUUAUUCAUGAACACAUUAAAUACAAACAACACUUCAUAGUUAAUACCAAUGGAAACUUUCUCUCUUGAUCAGUUUCAAUCCUUUUCCUUUUUUGGUUCUUCUUCAUUUCAAAGAAAAAACUGUUUUUUUAUAUCAAAGUUGAGAAAUUGGAGCAAACCCAUUUCUCAUAUUUGUUAUUGUUCUUCAAUGGAACAAGGGUUGCGUACAAAACCAAAGAAAAAAGUUGGGUUUGAGGAAAAAGAACAUGUUUUUUAUGAACCUCAUGUAAUGAAACAGGGAUUGUUAUCCCCUACUGGACUUUGUAGUCAGAUUGAGAAGUUGGUUUUGAGUAGAAAGUAUAUGGAUGCAAUGGAAUUGUUUGAAAUUUUGGAACUUGAAUAUGAUGAUGGUUGUUUUAUUGGUGCUAGUACUUAUGAUGCUUUGAUUAGUGCUUGUAUUGGUUUGAGAUCGGUUAGAUGUGUUAAGAGGGUGUUUAAUUAUAUGAUUAAUAGUGGGUUUGAGCUUGAUUUGUAUAUGAUGAAUAGGGUUUUGUUUAUGCAUGUGAGAUGUUUUCUUAUGAUUGAUGCGCGUAAGCUGUUUGAUGAUAUGUCUGAGAGAGAUCUGUCUUCUUGGAUGACCAUGAUCGGCGGAUUAGUGGACUCAGGGAACUACUCUGAGGCUUUUGAGUUGUUUUUGUGUAUGUGGGAAGAGGUUAAUGAUGGAAAAUCUCGCACUUUUGCCACCAUGGUUCGUGCGUCGGCUGGAUUGGGUCAUAUUGAGGUUGGAAGGCAAAUUCAUACUUGUCUUUUGAAAAAGGGAGUGAAUGGAGAUCCGUUUGUAGAUUGUGCAUUGAUUGACAUGUACUGCAAGUGCGGUAGCAUUGAAGAUGCUCAAUGUGUUUUCGAUCAGAUGCCGCAGAAGACAACUGUUGGAUGGAACACCAUUAUUGCUGGAUAUGCACUUCGUGGUUAUAGUGAGGAAGCUCUUGGUAUAUACUACGAGAUGCGUGAUAGUGGUGCUAAAAUAGAUCAUUUUACUAUUUCAAUAGUGAUAAGAAUUUGUGCAAGAUUGGCAUUGUCAGAACACGCGAAACAAGCUCACGCUGCAUUAGUUCGUCACGGUUUUGGCACGGAUUUGGUUGCAAACUCGGCGCUUGUUGACUUCUAUAGCAAAUGGGGAAGGAUGGAAGAUGCUCGACAUGUUUUUGACAAGAUGCACCGCAAGAAUGUCAUAUCUUGGAAUGCAUUGAUUGGUGGAUAUGGUAAUCAUGGUCAGGGAGAAGAGGCGAUAAAAAUGUUCGAGAAAAUGCUUCAAGAAAGGAUGGCUCCCAACCAUGUAACUUUCCUUGCUGUCUUAUCCGCUUGUAGCUAUUCAGGGUUAUCAGAACGAGGUUGGGAGAUUUUUGAGUCUAUGUUUAGAGAUCACAAGAUUAAACCCCGAGCAAUGCAUUAUGCAUGUAUGAUUGAACUAUUAGGUCGAGAGGGGUUAUUAGACGAAGCUUUUGCAUUAUUAAGAAGUGCUCCUUUCAAACCAACCUUAAAUAUGUGGGCAGCAUUGCUGACAGCAUGCAGAAUGCACGAGAAUUUUGAACUUGGGAAGUUUGCAGCUGAAAAGCUUUACGGUAUGGAGCCUGAGAAGCUCGGCAAUUAUGUUGUGCUUCUUAAUAUAUAUAACAGUUCUGGCAAAUUGAAGGAAGCUGCUGGUGUUUUGCAAACCUUAAAGAAAAAGGGUUUAAGAAUGCUUCAGGCAUGUACAUGGGUCGAUGUCAAGAAACAGCCAUAUGCCUUUGUUUGCGGAGACAAAUCUCACAAACAAACAAAAGAAAUAUACCAAAAAGUGGACAACCUGAUGGUGGAGAUAUCAAGACAUGGUUAUGUUAUGGAGAAGGAAAUGCUUCCUGACGUGGAUGAAGAGGAACAACGCAUUCUAAAGUAUCAUAGUGAAAAGCUGGCGAUAGCUUUUGGUAUCAUCAACUCUCCGAAUUGGUUACCUUUGCAAAUUAUACAGAGGCAUCGUGUUUGUGGUGACUGCCAUAACGCAAUCAAACUCAUAGCCUUGGUUACAGGACGGGAAAUUGUGUUAAGAGAUGCUAGUAGAUUUCACCAUUUUAAAAAUGGUCGUUGUUCUUGUGGUGAUUAUUGGUGAUGACAAAAUUGUGUCAUUCAAGCCAUAGAUUUGUUAACUGAUUAGUUUUUUGUUAACUUUCCUCCUUCCUUUUACUCCCAAACUUAGCCUCACUUUUUUUAAUAGGAUACAAUUCUACACUGCACCUUUUACUGUUUUGCCUUUUGAUAUUAUUGUUUUUUGUCUCAUUUUUUGGCUGAGGUAUAGGAUGAAGGUGCAAUAAAAAUGUAUUACUAGAUUAUAAAGAGAUUAAUAAAUACAAUCGAAGAAGUCUUCAAUUUUC
Molecule: messenger RNA, 2668 nt
Organism: Cicer arietinum (chickpea)
Lineage: Eukaryota; Viridiplantae; Streptophyta; Magnoliopsida; Fabales; Fabaceae
Product: pentatricopeptide repeat-containing protein At5g50390, chloroplastic
Biological process (GO): RNA modification
Molecular function (GO): protein binding; zinc ion binding; RNA binding
Source: RefSeq, a predicted model, not a curated record